Nicotiana tabacum (common tobacco) is the source of this 879-nucleotide messenger RNA. RefSeq names its product transcription elongation factor 1 homolog. Gene Ontology annotation, molecular function: RNA polymerase II complex binding. The record is from RefSeq and is a predicted model, not a curated record. Gene Ontology annotation, cellular component: transcription elongation factor complex. Gene Ontology annotation, biological process: transcription elongation by RNA polymerase II. NCBI's taxonomy places the organism in Eukaryota, Viridiplantae, Streptophyta, Magnoliopsida, Solanales, Solanaceae.
AAUAAAAGUAUUAAAUAUAUUUGUGAUAAAAGGCCUUCGAUGCCAUAAAUUGAUGGCUGCUUUUCAGCUUCGUUGAGGUCAAGGGUUUCGAGUCUAUAGCGAUCACAAAAAAGGCGAUUUUUAUCUCAGCUGUUCAAUCGAUUUUAGCUGACUUGUGUUAUUCAAUGCGCUUUACAGUAACUUGAGCUAUGGGAAAGAGGAAGUCAAAAUCAAAGCCACCUCCAAAGAAGAGGAUGGACAAACUUGAUACUGUUUUCAGCUGUCCUUUCUGUAGUCAUGGCACCAGCGUGGAAUGUCGCAUUGAUAUGAAAAACUUGAUUGGCGAGGCAAAUUGCAGGAUCUGCCAAGAGAGCUUCAGCACCACUGUCACAGCACUAACAGAGCCUAUUGAUAUAUAUAGUGAAUGGAUUGACGAGUGUGAACGAGUCAACAACUACGAAGAAGAUGAUGUUUCCUACAAGUUAGAUCCUAAUGAAUGAUCUGCUUCAAGAUUGUGCAGACUGUUGAGUAGCCAGAAAUGAUUUAAAGCUGCUUUAAGCUUGACUUCAAUUUUGGCAAUUAUUCAUCGCAGUGCCUAAGAAGAACCUAAACUUAUCCAGGCCUAAUGGAGUCCAAUAAGUAGCUCCAUUUAAGAGGCUUUCUAUGUCCAAAUUGUUUGAAACAGAGUCAGUUGCUAUCUUCUUUAUGUUUUGCUCCUGCAAUUAUAGCUGUCUAUAUGAGAUUGGCUUAAUGAUGUGAGCCUAAUGUUAAGUAGGUUUAUUUCUCCUAUUACAUGAUGCCUAGGUACAUGUUAAGCCCUUCAUUACCCUUAGUAAGGGCUGUAAAUGGAUACCUCUUUUGAAGUGUUCCAUAUAUAUGUGAAUAAAUAAUCUUUUUAAA